Colletotrichum orchidophilum is the source of this 900-nucleotide messenger RNA. RefSeq names its product TRI15 protein. The record is from RefSeq and is a predicted model, not a curated record. The transcript has a single exon. Gene Ontology annotation, cellular component: preribosome, large subunit precursor. NCBI's taxonomy places the organism in Eukaryota, Fungi, Ascomycota, Sordariomycetes, Glomerellales, Glomerellaceae. Gene Ontology annotation, biological process: ribosomal large subunit biogenesis. The coding region runs from base 1 to 900 and encodes 299 amino acids.
AUGUCAGAACCGCCGGUCCCGCGACCGAUCUCUGUUGCCGAGCUCGACAAAGAUAUCGAAUCUCUCAAUGAAAGGCUUGCAGACAUAUCUCUUCCGGACUCUGACGCAGAUGAGUACGACACCGAAUCAUCUGACGGAGACGUUGCGGCCCAAGACAACUUCGAUCCCACGCGGUGUCUCUUUUGCAAUCAACUCAGUCCAAGCUUCGCAGAAAACAUGACACACAUGCAGAAGGGACACGGACUGUCGAUUCCGAAUCCCAAUAGUUUGAUAGUAGACUUCGAGACGUUGAUCAGGUACUUCCACCUCGUCAUGGUCGAGUACAAGGAGUGUCUCUACUGCGGAUCCGUCAGAAACACAGCCCAGGCUGUUCAGCAGCACAUGAGAGGGAAGGCGCACUGCCGAAUAGACAUUGACAAGGAAGACUCGGAGUUUAGAGAUUUCUAUGAUUUCGACUCCAGUUGUGGCACAGAGAGCGGGGACGACCCUACGUUUCGGCAACUUCUUGACUCGGACGAGAACACCAGAGAAUUAGCAUCUGGAAAGACUGUAUCUCAUCGAAAUGCCAAAAUCUCCAGAGUGCGACGGAAACCACAAAACGACGAGAGGCAAGCCAGCGACUCGCUGUUGGGGCGGAAGAGUUCAUCCAGCGGAGAUACAUCGACAGCCUUGACAGCAAGCAGCAGUGCCAAGAAGAAUCUAGCAGCGGCAACAGAGAAGCGAGACAGAAUAUUCGAACGGCAGAUGGCCACGCUGCGUCCGACCGAUCGGCAGACGUUGAUGCACCUGCCGCUCCCUCAACGAAGGGCUCUGUUGGCUAAGGCGAAGAAACAGCAGGAGACUUGGAACAGCGAGCAAAUAGCACAGAAGAUCAAGCUUCAGGCAAAGGCCAGGAAAUAA